GCCAGGCUCUGAGGUACCCUCCUGGGGAGGCAGACGUGAGUGAGGCAGCGCCCUGCCUGCACUUAAACCUCCAGCUUCCCUUCCUACUUCUCAGAGGGAGCAGAGCCAAGAUCCUCCAGGGUCCUGGAGAAAGGACUCCUCUGAGGCCACUGAGAGUGAGCAGCCCUGCCUGGCAAGACAGCCGAGGCUCAGUAGCAUCCAGACAGGCAGUAACAUCUCGGGGGACCCGGAGUUCCAGGCCUCCAGGGACCAGAGCCACCAGGGGCUGGCACCCUUCUCUGAAGGACAGAGCUCCACAUCCAGGGCCAGCAGCUCCGGGAUGGACAAGGUGACCUGGGUCUACUUUGCUAUGACCUUCCUGACCACUGUCACCUGUGUGUGUGGGAUAGCGGGCAACAGCACUGUGAUCUGGCUGCUGAGCCGCAGCUUGCGGAGGACCCCCUUCUCCACCUACAUUCUCAACCUGGCGGUGGCCGACCUCCUCUUCCUCCUCUGCAUGGCCUCCACGAUAAGCCUGGAGACCCAGCCCCUGACUGACUUCAGGAGCACCAACAGCAGUGCCAACCUGAGCAUCAGUCCUAGAGCCAAGGUGACAGUCACUGCCUACGAGGUAAUGAAGAGGGUGAAGUACUUUGCCUACACCACCAGCCUAAGCCUGCUCACAGCCAUAAGCACCCAGCGCUGCCUCUCAGUCCUCUACCCCAUGUGGUAUAAGUGCCACCGGCCCCGGCACCUGUCGGCCACAGUGAGUACCCUACUCUGGGCGCUGUCCUUCAUCAUGAACAUGCUGGCUUCCUUGUUCUGCAGCAGGUUCUGGGAUUUAACCUAUGCACAGUGUUUCAAGGUGGACAUGGCCUUGGGCGCCCUCAUCCUAGGGGUCUUCACGCCUGUGAUGGCCACAUCAAGUGUCACCCUCUUUGUCCAGGUGCAGAAGAGCACUCUGGUGCGGCGGCGACGGCCCCGGCGGCUGUACGUGGUCAUCCUAGUCUCGGUCUUCGUGUUCCUUGUCUGUUCCCUGCCCCUGGGCAUCUACUGGUUUGUCCUAUACUGGGCGGGCCUGCGGCCUCACGUGGAGCUCCUGUGGGUCUGCCUGUCCCGCCUCUCCUCCUCUGUGAGCAGCAGCGCCAACCCAGUCAUCUACUUCCUGGUGGGCAGCCGGAGGAGCCAGAGGCUGAAGGAGUCCAUGGGGGCUGUUCUGGACCGGGCACUGCAGGAGGAGCCCGAGCUGGAGGGAAGGGAGACGCCCUCCACAGGCACCCAGGAGGGCAUCUGAGGUGGUCCACUGCGCCUCUCACCUUACAGGCCACAUCCUGGGGGUGACAGCUCCCCCUCCUCCCUUCCCUGCAAGAUCCUGGCUGUCCUGCUGCAGGGGCCCCAAGGGCUUUCCCGCUCAUCGUGCUGCAGUCACCCCCCCACCAUCACCAUAUUGCAUCCUGGCUCUAACUGGGAGGUGCAGUGUAAAUUCUUCCCUUAUAGCCAAUCUCUAGUCAGAGGAUAGACGGUACCCUUUAGCCAGGUACUGUUUGAAGCUGGCUAUGGCAAUGGCCUCUAGAGGUGGGGUCACAGGCUUCUGGCCUGGAUGUGAAAGCUCAUUCCCUCAGCCACCUCCUCCCCUUGAGAUGGUGUCUUUGUCCAUGCUGGGGGAGUGGCUCAUGGGGCUGUUCCUUGGGCACACACUGGUGGCAUCAAGUGCCCAUGCUGAUGAACCUGUGUGCAGCCAGUCACCUGUGCCCUCACUGCUGACCCACACCUGGCUGGUGCUGAGCCCAGAGAUUCGGUCCUGUCCCCCGUCUGACCCCUACACUGGAUUCUGAGGUCACACUGACCCCUCAAUCUCUGCUCCCCACGCCCUGCCAGGCCUGUUCAGUUUCCUGGAGAGGCCACACUGCUCUGGGACAGAGGCCAGCCAGUGCAUGCCAGGGGGAGCCGAUGAUCAGAGACCCGGGAGUAGAUGUGCAAUCAGCAUGAGGGCACAGCCGAGAGGCAACUCCCAGAGAAGGGGGUGCAGAGCCUGGAGGUGACCAGGCUCCCUGCUAAGAGUCCUGUGGGGGCUCAGGAUAAAGCAGCUUUCCUUGAGGCACCACAUCACUCCUGUGAGAUCGGCUAGGCUCAGACGGACAAAAGAUGGCCCAUGCCAGUGAGUACGGGGAGAAAGGAGAACUCAUACCCUGUCGGUGGGAAUGUGAGUUAGGAAAAACAGAAUGGAGGACCUCAAAAAACCAAAACUAGAACUGCCACGUGACCCAGCUGCCCCACUCCUGGGUGUGUACCAAAGGAGAGGAAAUCAGGAUGUGUUCAUUGCAGAACUGAUCCCAGUAGACGAGGUGUGGAUCACAUGAACCCAAGUAACCACCACUGGGUGAAUGGGUAAAGGGAAUGCACUGUAUAUGCAAAGGAAUUCUACUCAGCCAUAGAAAGCGAUGAAAUUCUGUCAUUUGUGACAACAGGGCCAAGGACACUGUUCAGUGGGAAAAGCCAGGCACAGAAAGACAAAUGCCAUGUGAUCUCCCUCAUACUCAGAACCUAAAAUUGUUGAUCUCACAGAAGUAGAGUAGAGCUGGGGAUGUAGCGCAGCAGCACAGCACCUGCCUGGCAAGAGCAAGGCCCUGAGUUCAAUUCCUGGUACCAAAAAAAAGACAAAGAUGAAGUACAGAGGAGGACAGUUUGCCGGAGGCCGGAGAGGUCAUGAUGAGGUCAACAAAUGCAAAAUUACAGUCAGAUGGGAGGAUAUGUUCUGGGGUUCAUGUGUACCAGGAUGACUGUGUCAGUAACAAGAUACUGCACAUUUUAAAAUAGCUAGACAGGGGUCAGGGAUUUAGCUCAGUGGUUCCGCCUGCCUCGCAAACGCAAGGUCCCGAGUUUGAUCCCCGGUAAUAUAAAAAGAUAAAUGAAUAAAUAGCUAGGCAGAAGAUUUUGAGUCUCACCACUGAGGAAUAAUUCCUGUCUGGGGUGUCAGAAACCCUGACCGUGUCGAUUUGAUCACUGCACCACGUAUGCAUGUAUUGAAACAUCAUGUUGCACUGCAUAAAUCUGUACAAUUAGUAUGUGUCAUUUAAAAGCCAAAAUAAAACAACCACCAAGAAAAGAGAAAUGCGGAACCUUGUAUUUCUCGUCUCCCGGUGGUGGCCUGUGGAAUGUGGAUAUGCUGCAUUUG
This is a messenger RNA of Fukomys damarensis (Damara mole-rat), 3154 nucleotides long. RefSeq names its product MAS related GPR family member D (gene Mrgprd). Gene Ontology annotation, molecular function: G protein-coupled receptor activity. The transcript is spliced from 2 exons. Gene Ontology annotation, cellular component: membrane. Gene Ontology annotation, biological process: G protein-coupled receptor signaling pathway. The record is from RefSeq and is a predicted model, not a curated record. NCBI's taxonomy places the organism in Eukaryota, Metazoa, Chordata, Mammalia, Rodentia, Bathyergidae. Bases 320 to 1273 code for a protein of 317 amino acids.